AUGGAUACUAAGUGUAUGGACGUUAUCAAGAAUGAAGAUGAAGGAUUAGAAAGAUCUGAAUUACUGCUGAAUACAAUGGAGGAGAAGGGAAGGGAUACUGUAGGCAAUGAGAGGAGCGAUGAAGAAUCAGUUUGGUCUGAAUUUCCUGAGCAUAUAGUGGAGGAGAUAUUUUCGAACCUACUGUUUGAAUUCACUCUUCGAUUUCGUAUUGUUUGUAAACAAUGGGACAAACUCUUAUCCUCUAACAGAUUUCUAUCUUCAUUGGCAGAGAGCGAUCCAUGGAUUCUUCUAUGCAGCUCAACAGAUUGCAUGGCAUACUGUUUUCUCACGCAGUCUUGGAAGAAUCUUUCCCUUAGUUUCUUGCCAAGCCGAACAACAAAAACUCUCUCAUUAGGCAAUUCAAGAUUUUGUAGUUCAGGCGCAGGCCUACUGCUAAUCCAAUUCGGAUGGCCUCGGAAAUAUAUGAUCUGUAAUCCAAUUACAAGGACCUACAGAUAUAUUCACCCUGUCAUAUCACAGAGUGCAACUUUAUCAGCAAUAAUGGACGACGGGGAGUCCUACAAAAUAGUGGGUGUGACACAUGAAGGAAACCACGGUUCCCUGCGAAUUUACCAUUGUUCGAAAUCGUCAUGCCAGAUUGAACUUGAGUUGCCACUCAAGCCAAGAGAUUUUCCUGUUUCUCAUAUUUGUUGUGCCAAGGGUCUUCUCAUAAGUGGGUAUAGAAAUACCAAGCUAUUUGUCUACAGCUUACAUGAGAAGUGUUGGAGUCGGAUCAGAGUUCCUCAUUCUGCCAGAUCUAGAAGCCCACUUGACAAACAAUUCCCUUUCUAUUUAUCAAAUCACGAGAAGCUAGGAGUUGAGGGGCUGGUAGGAGAUCUGGUCACCAGGCAUGAGGACUGGUCACUGGUGGAGGGGUCACAGCCAGUGUUGGUACCGGCAGGAGCCGGGCUAGUGGUGUUGGAGGGGCCUGUCAUGGCAGUGAAGAGGCUAGUCACGGCAGUGGAGUCCAAGAGACCAUGA
Messenger RNA from Cryptomeria japonica (Japanese cedar), 1020 nucleotides. Its product is annotated as F-box/kelch-repeat protein At5g15710-like. The transcript is spliced from 3 exons. NCBI's taxonomy places the organism in Eukaryota, Viridiplantae, Streptophyta, Pinopsida, Cupressales, Cupressaceae. Gene Ontology annotation, molecular function: protein binding. The record is from RefSeq and is a predicted model, not a curated record. Bases 1 to 1020 code for a protein of 339 amino acids.